Mixia osmundae IAM 14324 is the source of this 1698-nucleotide messenger RNA. RefSeq lists its product as uncharacterized. The transcript has 3 exons. Lineage: Eukaryota; Fungi; Basidiomycota; Mixiomycetes; Mixiales; Mixiaceae. Gene Ontology annotation, molecular function: RNA binding. Bases 1 to 1698 code for a protein of 565 amino acids. The record is from RefSeq and is a predicted model, not a curated record.
AUGGCGGACACUGCCAGACCAGCAAAGAAGUCAAAGGGCAAGCAGAAAGCAGAAGAAGCGUCGGCCCAUGACUUGUCAAGCUUCCUGCUCAAAAGCACAGAAGUCGCGCUGGACAGCGACUUGAACAGUCUUUUCAGCUCCUCAAAGCCUCUCGUGUCCAUCAAGCGUUCGAAUGAGACGGAUGCAGAUUCACCGGAAGCCAGAGCACGGCGUGCAGCGGAAAAAAUCAAGCGUCAAGCUGCUUCCGUAGCCGCAAGAAGCUCUCGAACUCCCAAGCUCACCCCAACUGCGUCAGCAUUGGCGCCAACGCAGUCAAGCAAUGCGAAGAGACGAAGAAGCACGCCAUCCGAGGCGGAAGAAUCGGCAGAGGAACAAUCUGACAGCGACUCAGCGCCGCCUAUCCAUGUCAGCCUUUUGCCGGGCGGCGAGGAGAGGCAAAGCAAGCCUCGCAAGGCAAAGAAGGCCAAGUUGACGGAUGAAGAUAUUUCGGAGCGCAACGCUCGCACCGUCUUCAUUGGCAAUGUCGUCCUUGCCGCCGCGUCAAGUAAAAGCACGAGCAAGGCGCUCGUGCGGCAUCUGUUUUCGACUUUGCCUGAACAAGUCCAGGCUGUCGCCCGUUGCGAGUCGAUACGAUAUCGUUCGCUACCUCUUGCUGCCCCUGUCACCCAGCCAAAGUCUUCCCAGUCACACGCAAAAGCGCGAGCAGAGCAAUGGAAGCAACACGCCAACGGUGCCUCCCAAGAACCGGCGCAAGAGUACCUCACACCAGCACAGCAGCGCAAAGUAGCCUUCAUCAAGCACGAACUGCAUCCGUCUGGGCAAAAUUGCAAUGCCUAUGCUGUGCUGCAGCUCACGAGCCCAGCUGCUGACCUCGAGACUUCGGCAGAUCUGGCAACAUUGCUCGCUACCUCGGCGAAUGCUACAGUAUUCGAAGAGCGUACUCUGCGUGUCGAUCUCGUCAAGAGCGCCAGCGAUGCAGCCAGUAGCCCAGGCAAGACCGAUUCGCACAGCGCCGAUCAUCUACGGCGGACCUGCUAUGUAGGCAACCUCGAUUUUGCCCAGGACGAGGAAGGCAUCCGGAAGGUCUUUGAAGACCUGCUCAGGGCUGAGAGAGGUGCCCCUCCUGCUGGCAAGCCUUACGUCGAAAGCGUCAGAGUUGUCAGAGAUCGCGAUACGGGCCUCGGCAAAGGAUUCGCUUACGUGCUCCUUCACGACGAGGAUUGCGUGGACGAGAUGUUUGCGAUUGAAGCAAGCAAAGUCAAAGUAUCGAAGCGAAAAGUCCGCUUGGAAAGGUGCAAGACGUCGGCCGCGCUCAAAUCAAUCAAGGUCAAGAAAGAAGCUGCUGCUGGAUCUCUUCAAGGUUCGAAAGCCGCCGUCGAUAAGCGAGAUCCCAAACGCGACAGGACGCACAAGACCCAUCCCUUGCCCAAAGUCCGCGUGAAUCAAGACAUCGGCGAGAAGAUCAAGGAUCUCUCGAAAGAGGAGCGUAAAGAGUACAAAGCCAACGACGAGUCACGCCUCGCCCGGCGACUCGAGAAGAAGCGCGCAAAGGCAGCGCUGUUGAAAGCAGACUCUCGCUCGAAGCAAAAGGAAAAGCUGCGCACAAAGCGAGACUCUGGCAAGCCCAAGAUGUCGAGCAAGAAAUCUCGCGUCCGAAGUGAUGCUCAAGAGUCACGCAAGACCCAGAAAAAGGUGUAA